This is a messenger RNA of Maudiozyma saulgeensis, 2274 nucleotides long. NCBI's taxonomy places the organism in Eukaryota, Fungi, Ascomycota, Saccharomycetes, Saccharomycetales, Saccharomycetaceae. The record is from the annotation of a GenBank genome assembly.
AUGGAUUUCAGUCUGAACGAAGAAAUCAAUGGGGUUCGGUUCUCCUGGAACGUAUUUCCACCUACCAAGGCUGAUGCCAGUAUGAAUGUUGUCCCAGUUGGUUGUCUAUAUACACCAUUGGCUGAGUACGAGAAUUUACCAAUCGCUGAUUAUAACCCUGUUAUGUGUUCUGGUAACCACUGUAGAUCUAUUUUGAAUCCUUACUGUCAAAUCGACAUGGGUACCAAAGCGUGGAUUUGUAACAUUUGUUACUCAAGAAAUGCCCUUCCAGUACACUACAGUAACUUAUCUCCAGACACUAAACCAAUGGAGUUACAAUAUACCACUAUGGAAUAUAUCACCAACAAGCCAGUCAAUGUACCACCUAUUUUCUUUUUUGUCAUUGAUAUUACUGCUGAACAAGAAAAUUUAGAUGCUUUAAAACAAUCUAUCAUUACCUCCUUGACUCUACUACCACCAAAUGCCUUAAUUGGGUUAAUAACUUAUGGUAACGUUGUUCAAUUACAUGAUUUAUCAAGUGAAACUAUUGACAGAUGUAACGUCUUUAGAGGUGACAGAGAAUAUCAAUUUGAACAAUUAGUCGAGAUGUUAACUGGCCAAAGAGCUGGAAAUGCUUCUCUACAAGGUAACAACAUGAAGAUCACUCCAACUUCUCUAAAUAGAUUCUUCUUACCUUUAGAAAACAUUGAGUUCAAAUUAAAUCAACUGUUAGAAAAUUUAACACCAGAUCAAUGGUCCAUCCCAGCAGGUCAUAGACCAACUAGAGCCACAGGUUCUGCUUUGAACAUUGCUUCCUUAUUGUUACAAGGUUGUUACAAAAAUACAGCUGCUAGAGUCAUCUUAUUUGCAUCUGGUCCAGGUACCAUUGCACCAGGUAUGAUUGUCAGUACCGAGUUAAAGGAUCCAUUAAGAUCCCAUAACGAUAUUGAUUCCGACCGUGCAGUACAUUACAAGAAGGCAUCUAAGUUCUACAACCAAAUUGCUACCAGAGUUGCGGAUAAUGGACAUACUGUCGAUAUCUUCGCUGGUUGUUACGAUCAAGUUGGUAUGUCUGAAAUGCAACAAUUAACUGACUCUACAGGUGGUGUUCUAUUAUUGACUGAUGCAUUCUCUACUGCUAUCUUUAAACAAUCUUAUAUUAGAUUAUUCUCUACCGAUGAAGAUGGAUUCUUAAGAAUGGCCUUUAAUGGUGUCAUGGCUGUAAAGACCAGUAAGAAUGUUAAAAUCCAAGGUCUAAUUGGUCACGCAACAGCCAUGAAGAAGGCUGAUGCUACCAAUGUUAGUGAAACCGAAAUUGGUAUUGGUGGUACAUCUACUUGGAAGAUGGCUUCUUUAUCUCCAAACCAUACAUACGCUAUUUACUAUGAUUUCCCUACCACAGCUACCAAUCCUCCUCCAGGAUCAGGUCAAGCUGCUACUGCCUACACUCAAUUUAUUACAACUUAUCAACAUUCCUCUGGUACAAACCGUGUCAGAGUUACUACUGUCGGUAAUAUUGUUAUGGGUAAUGGAAACCAAGAUUAUGCUAACUCAUUUGACCAAGAAGCUGCAGCUGUAUUGAUGGCAAGAAUUGCAGUUUCCAAGGCCGAAGCUGACGAUGGUGCUGAUGUUAUCAGAUGGAUUGACAGAACAUUAAUCAAAUUAUGUCAAAGAUACGCUAAUUAUGAUAAGGACUUACCAGAAUCAUUUACUUUGGUUGAGAGUUUCAAGCUAUAUCCACAAUUUACUUAUUACUUGAGAAGAUCUCAAUUUUUAAGUGUCUUCAAUAAUUCCCCUGAUGAAACUGCCUUCUAUAGACACAUUUUCACCAGAGAAGAUACUACAAAUUCUUUGAUUAUGAUUCAACCAACUUUAACAUCAUUCUCAAUGGAAGAGGACCCACAUGCAGUUCUAUUGGAUUCCAUUUCUGUGCAACCAAAUACUAUCCUGUUAUUAGAUACAUUCUUCUUUAUUUUGAUUUACCAUGGUGAACAAAUUGCUCAAUGGAGAAAAGCUGGUUACCAAGAUAAUCCAGAUUAUGCUGCUUUCAAGAGUCUAUUGGAAGAACCAAAGGUUGAAGCUGCUGAAUUGUUAGUCGAUAGAUUCCCAUUACCAAGAUUCAUUGACACUGAACAUGGUGGUUCCCAAGCUAGAUUCUUAUUAUCUAAGUUGAACCCAUCUGAUAGUUAUCAAAACGCAAAUGCUGCUAGAGGUACUAUUGUUCUAACUGAUGAUAUCUCCUUACAAAGCUUCAUGCAACAUCUAAGACAAGUUACUGUUGGUAUCCAAAACUAG